Molecule: messenger RNA, 855 nt
Organism: Anopheles funestus (African malaria mosquito)
Lineage: Eukaryota; Metazoa; Arthropoda; Insecta; Diptera; Culicidae
Product: cytochrome c oxidase subunit 4 isoform 1, mitochondrial-like
Exons: 3
Coding region: 181-714 (177 amino acids)
Biological process (GO): mitochondrial electron transport, cytochrome c to oxygen
Source: RefSeq, a predicted model, not a curated record
CAGUUCGAUAAAACUUGCACCUCUUUUUUUCUAAACACAGGCGUAGUGAAAAAACUUCUUCGAUUCUCGGUCGGUUCGAAAUUCACUGGAGGUGAGUGUUAUUUGGUGCUGAGCAAAAACCUUUCGGAAAACGGAUUGGUGGUACAUUUUCACGACAUCCCAUCACAAAUUGCCGGUACGAUGGCCAACGUGAACCUUGCGUCGGUGGUGCUGCGAAAUGCGCUGCGUACGAAGAUGGGCACCCGUCAGGCCCAUGACAUGAUCUCGCAGAAGAUUGGCAAACGGGAAGUGGUCGGUCACGGCUGGAACGGUAUGGCAGUUUAUGCUGAUCGUGUCGACUACCCGAUGCCGGCCAUCCGCUUCAAGGAAAACACUCGUGAUGUCCUGGCUCUGCGCGAGAAGGAGAAGGGUGACUGGAAGAAGCUGUCGGUGCAGGAAAAGAAAGCCCUGUACCGUGCAUCGUUCUGCCAAACCUUCGCCGAGAUGAAGCACCCGACCGGUGAAUGGAAAGCCUGCCUUGGUGCCGCCCUGAUUGCGACGUCCAUGAGCUUGAUUGGCAUGAUGCUGCUGAAGGCAUUCGUGUACGACCCGAUCCCGGAAACGUUCGAUGAAGAGCACCAGAAGGCACAGCUUAAGCGUAUGCUUGACCUGAACAUCAACCCAAUCCAUGGUGUGUCCUCGAAGUGGGACUACGACAACAACAAGUGGAAGUAAAGCGUCGCCAGUCCGGACAGGCGCGCGCACUGCUGUGGGCUGUUGUGAAAGUAAUUAAAUUCCGUGAUCGUACAUGGUUCGCAGCUUGUUGUUCUGUGAGCGCUUGUUGAGCAAAUAAAUAUCAGUGUCGCCUCUAGGGUA